Molecule: messenger RNA, 416 nt
Organism: Saprolegnia parasitica CBS 223.65
Lineage: Eukaryota; Oomycota; Saprolegniomycetes; Saprolegniales; Saprolegniaceae
Exons: 1
Coding region: 9-356 (115 amino acids)
Source: RefSeq, a predicted model, not a curated record
GCUUGAUCAUGCUCACACGCUCUUCGUUCGGCCGCAUCCUUGCCUCGUCGCGCCAGGCCACGACGCACCCGAUCAACUGGUCCCGCGUCACGAAGCCCCGGCCGAAUGCAGUCUUUGGCGCUCUCUCGAGCGCCAAUGUGCCGAGCCUGCACCUCUUUAGCGUCCUCUCCAAGGUGCACUGGACGCACCGCCCGACAAAGCCGACGCGCCCGGCGCAAUUCCGGUUCCUGACGAUCGUGGGCGGGCACUGUGUGCCAUUCCGUCCCUACGAAACCGAGUGGAGCAAGAACCAGCGCCGAGCCCUCGGCAAGAAGCUCUACGUGAUUGAAGAGGCCCUCAUCGAGGACGACGACUAAAGGUCCCUCGCGCCUAAAUUAUUUAUAACGACAACGUUCCAAUGUACACUUUUUACGAAC